This is a messenger RNA of Trypanosoma cruzi, 2013 nucleotides long. Its product is annotated as serine/threonine protein phosphatase, putative. Gene Ontology annotation, biological process: polyphosphate catabolic process. The coding region runs from base 1 to 2013 and encodes 670 amino acids. The transcript has a single exon. Gene Ontology annotation, cellular component: cytoplasm. Lineage: Eukaryota; Euglenozoa; Kinetoplastea; Trypanosomatida; Trypanosomatidae. The record is from RefSeq and is a predicted model, not a curated record. Gene Ontology annotation, molecular function: endopolyphosphatase activity; phosphatase activity.
AUGGAUACGCAGAGCGCCGUUCUCUCGCAACUGCGACUACUGAAGCUGAGCAACGGGGCACGUGUUGUCGACUCGGUCCAGCGCCCCGAGAGCACCCCCACAACAAGUGUGGCCGCCGCCCUGAAGGAUGUCAUGGGCGGCCGUGGCCUUUUCAAUGCGGUGCCGCAGCAGGCGGACACAAUCAAGGCAGGCAAUAGCGGGCGCGGCAGCAACACCACAUCGCCAAUGACUCUCGUGACCGGCAGCGCCGGCAGCAGCAGCCACCCCUCCACCAGCGAGUUGAAAUUGGUUAGGGGCAACCAAGGCAGUGCUACUGCUACUGCUACUGCUACUGGUGGUGGUGGUGGUGGGAAAACAACACGCAAUAUGCGUCCCACACCACGAUCUUUGCAGCAGCCAAUGUUGAAUCAAGAAAAGGAAAAGGAGGCGGUCACCCCGGCGCAAUCGCCCAACAACGCGUUGAAGCAGUUGUUACAGGCGGUUUCCAGCACCACCAUUUCAACUUCACGGGAUGCGGGUUCGUCGUCGUUCCCCGUAGCAAUUGCCCUGACUAACGUCGAGCCCAGCGCUGUGCGAAUGUCAACGUUGGUGGCAGGCACCGCAGCAGACCCAAGGUUGCUUGAGCCUAUAGACAAUUUCAAUGCACAAAAACCAAUCAUUCGUACGGCACCCCCGUGUGAACAUCGUUACAUUGUUGUGGGGGAUGUCCAUGGCUGCCCUGAGCAGCUUGAACAGCUAAUGCUAAAGGUAAACUACCAGAAGGGGAAGGACUGUCUCAUACUGGCGGGGGAUUUAGUCAAUAAGGGACCCGACUCUAUAGGAGCAGUGCGGGUGGCACAGAAGCUGGGCGCCAUUGGAGUGCUAGGCAACCAUGAUAGUACGCUUCUCAAUUGCAUCGCCCGAUGUCGGAAACCAAAGCUUACUGUACAGGAGGAACUUGAUCCCGUGAUGCAGCUUGCGCUCUCCUUUCCUCAAGGUUGCCAGGACUAUUUGCGUUCGCUUCCACACAUACUGCGCAUUCCAAAAUAUAAUGUUAUCGUGGUACACGCAGGACUCAAUUUGAAUAAUUCCAUUGAAAAUCAGGAUGUGUUUGAAAUUAUGCAUAUGCGACGAUUAGAGAAGAUUGGUGGUAGUGAAGAUAAGAAGGCUCGUACCAUUACAAAGGCAAAGUGGAAGGCGGUGGUAAAGGGAACUCGUGGGGAACCGUGGGCGGAGCACUGGAAGGGGCCGGAAUUUGUUGUUUUUGGUCACGAUGCCCGUUCCGGACUGCAGGAGCAUCCCUUUGCGUACGGCAUUGACACUGGCUGCGUCUAUGGCAGCGAGUUGACAUGUGUGGUGUACGGUCCUGACAGCCCCAAGGGCGCCUUGGUUUCGGUCCCGGGACUGCCGAAGUUCACCAACGAGGAGCGUGGCCUUCCACCACCGGCAGCUCCCGUGUACGAGCAGUACAUAGAGGAUAUGGAACGACAGAUCCUACGCCCAACCUCGCGUGCUACACCUUCAGUGGUUACGAAUGACUACAAACCGACAUUCCUUUCCGUUCCUCCCACAACUUCAUCCCCGGCAACAAGCAGCACCUUUCUUGGCGCCUCUGGAGGAUGCGCUAAUGGCAAGACGAUUUCCAAGCAGUGCGGGGUUGAGCGGGCCACGCUUUUGUCUUUGAGCCAAGCAGGGGAGCUGACUGCAGUGAAUACGCUUAUGAGCCUCCCGAUAUAUGAGGCGGCAUGGAUGUCAAUGCUAAAUAACGAGGCAGAGGACUGCACAAUUACUUUUUGGAUUCCCUUUGUUCAGGGAAUUGUAACAAAAUUGCUAAACGUAUCUGCGGAGUUCCCCAUGGAUUGCGUGGAUGACGUGCUCCAACUUGCCUUGGAGGUGUGCGAUGAACUGGAAACUGUGCGAAAAAUUGUUGCCCCCCAACUGCACGUGUUGCUGACGCGUGAAGGGUCCGGGGCCAUCUCUCUAUCGAAGGCUACUAUGAAACUUUUGCGCCUCAUCACGAUGACGCAGCAGUGA